CUUUUCUCGGUGAUCAUGGCGACGAUCGGAAGCGACCCGUCCACGACGGCGUACGCGUACAUUGGCAUUGCGGUGGGCUUCGUUGUCUUCGCAGCGACGCUGGGAGCGGUCUUCAUGCUUCUCUACUUUGGUGGGUCCUUUGACCGCAUGAAGCACGAAGCAUCGGGCAUGCCAACCUCGGCGGAUCAAGUCAAACCCCUUCUAUACGACGACUUGCUGCAAAAAGCGGCUUCCCUUCCGCUCAAACCUGCCGCGUACUCGCUGGAAGGCCAAUUCGUCCACAUUCGUCCGUUAGAGUCGUUCUCCGAUCGAAAAGCCAUCGUGUCCACGCUAUAUGAGAUUUCGUCCGGAAAGGCCAUCAGCGGCAUUUACGGCGGCAAGGCGUUCGACGCCGACGCGGCGUUGUGGCGCUACAUGCUGUCUGGACCGUAUGAGACCGUGGAUGACUUUGAACGAGGUUGUUGCAUCGAGGCCGACAACCAGCGGCUAUUCGUGUUGCUGGACGCAUCUACGUCCAAACCCAUUGGGAUGGUGGGGCUCCUGAAUCACUCUCCAACGGAUUUGCGCGUGGAGAUCGGAGCCAUCUGGCUCGUGCCAGCCUUCCAGGGCACCGGAGUCCAUCGGGAAGUGGUGUACCUGCUCCUGGACGCGCUGUUCCGCGAAGGCGGGUACCGGCGGGUGGAGUGGAGAUGCGACGGAUUCAACGUCCGGUCCCGCAAGGCGGCGCACAGCUUGGGGUUUACGAUGGAAGGAGUGCUGAGAAAGCACAUGAUCGCCAAGGGGGCGAACCGGGACACGGUCGUGUUUGCCGCGCUUAAUGGAGAAUGGCCCGCCAUUCAAGAGAUGCUCCAGGCCAAACUCAACGCCAUGCUGGCCAAGCGCCCCCACAAGCCCAAGGACGACUAGAGUACCCCCCGUGAUUGGAUAAAAUUCAACGAAAUACGAACCACUUGUGAUUGACUAGC
Molecule: messenger RNA, 965 nt
Organism: Aphanomyces astaci
Lineage: Eukaryota; Oomycota; Saprolegniomycetes; Saprolegniales; Verrucalvaceae
Exons: 2
Coding region: 16-906 (296 amino acids)
Molecular function (GO): protein-N-terminal-alanine acetyltransferase activity; protein N-terminal-serine acetyltransferase activity
Source: RefSeq, a predicted model, not a curated record